Penicillium salamii is the source of this 675-nucleotide messenger RNA. The record is from the annotation of a GenBank genome assembly. NCBI's taxonomy places the organism in Eukaryota, Fungi, Ascomycota, Eurotiomycetes, Eurotiales, Aspergillaceae.
AUGUCAUCGGGCUUCGUAUCAGGCGGAACCAGCGACCAGCCGAUCGCACGCGACGAUGAAUGGCUCCGCGCACAACAGGAAUUGGAGGAGGAGCGGAGACGGAAAGCCGAGAUAGGCAAACAGGAUGACGGGAAAAGUCUCUUUGAAGUGCUGGAGCGGAACAAAAUGGCCAAGCAAGAAGCCUUCGAAGAGAAAUCGCGUCUCAAGAACCAAUUCCGAUCGCUGGACGAUGACGAAGUCGACUUUUUGGAUUCGGUGCUAGAAUCUACACGCGCCAAGGAAGCGGCUGUUAAGAAGGAUACAGCCGAGCAGCUGGAGGCGUUUCGCCGACAGCGCGAAAAGGCGGAGAAAGUGCUGCGGGAGCCAUCAGAGGUGGUGGAGGAGGGACAAGGCGAGGAUUGGACCGCACCGCGGAAAAGAAGGCGCGAAAAGCAAAAUACCCUCUUCCCCAAGAAGCACAAGGCGUCUACACCCCCCACCGGAAAAGAUACAAAUAAAGAAGGAGAUGGCACAAAGACCGACCGGAAGACAUCCACGUCGAGUCAGGCGGAUUCCAAGCCAUCUGGCGCACUGCCAGCUCCGGCGACAAGUACCGAGAAGAAACCAGAGGCCAAACCCACGCCAAAGCCUCUUGUUUCGCUUGGAUUAGGGGACUAUGGCUCCGACUCAGAUUAA